Messenger RNA from Dentiscutata heterogama, 133 nucleotides. The record is from the annotation of a GenBank genome assembly. Lineage: Eukaryota; Fungi; Glomeromycota; Glomeromycetes; Diversisporales; Gigasporaceae.
UGUCAUCAUGAUAGGAUUUCAUCGUUCUUGCAAUACUGGUGUUGCAAAAUGGAAUCUCAUAGUUUUUAUGGUGUUUUUGGAUAAUUCUGAAACUUUUUUUUUGACAGUCUAUGAUAUUCUUGAACAUUCUUAG